AUGGAAGCCGAAGCUGAUCGCCACGUGGAUCUGAUCGACAAUCCAUCAACCAAGCAAUUGCAAGAUCGCCCUCCACGACUCGCAGCAAUGCCUCAAAUGAAAGCCAUCCAAUUCAAGCAAGGUGGAGGCGCAGCCGCUGAAUGCCUCGAGCUCACCACUCUGGACAAACCCACGCCCAAGGACGGAGAUCUCCUCGUCAAGAACUACGCCUGUGCUGUCAAUCCCGUCGACACGAAGAUCCGUGAGGGAAAAUUCCCCGCCUCGCAAAUCACCGGCUACGAUGCCGCCGGAAUCGUCGAGUCCGUCGGCUCGUCCGUGACAUCCUUCCAAGCAGGCGAUGAGGUUUACUUCUCCGGCCAACUCGGCCGUCCCGGUUCCACAGCUCAAUACUCCCUCGUCGACGCUCGCUUGGUAGCGAAGAAGCCCAAGAACCUCGACUGGGUGGACGCAGCCUGCGUGCCGCUCGUCACCCUCACAGCCUGGGAACUCCUCGAAGAGCACUUCAACCUUCUCACCAACGACCCGUCCGGCCAACAAAAGUCCAAGUCCAUCCUCAUCAUUAACGGUGCGGGCGGAGUCGGCUCCAUCGGAACCCAACUCGCCCGCAAAGUCUUCAAACUCGGCACCGUGACUGUCACCGCAUCCCGGCCCGAAACAAUCUCCCACGCCAAAGAAAUGGGCGCAACGCACGUCAUCAACCACCGCGAACCCCUCAAAGAACAACUCAAAUCCGUCGUGGGCGUCGACGGCGUGGACUACAUUUUCAUCUGCUACGACACGAAUGCAUACAUGCCGCAUCUCAUCGACAUUUGUAAGCCGAAAGCGAAAAUCGGAUCGAUUGUUGAGAUUCCGGAAUUGUUGCAAGGAAUGCACACGCCGGAUGCGUUUUUGAAGCAGAUUUCGUUCCAUUGGGAGGUCAUGUUGAGUAAGGGGGUGUAUGAGUAUGAGCUGGAGUCGCAGGGUGCGAUUUUGAGGCAUGCGGCGAGGUUGCUGGAGGAUGGAACAUUGAAGAGUGUGUGUAAGGAGAGAGAUGUGCUCAGCGUGAAGGGACUGAUCAAAGCGCACGAGAGAUUGGAGAGUGACCCAGACGACGGACAUGAUAGUUCUCCCACGUACGAACUAUACCAAGAUCAGAAGACCAGCAUGAGCUACCCCAGCGACGAUCCUCCAUCCCGAAGAGCGGCCGUGAAAGCAUUGACAUCCGACAUCGAGAAGCGAGGCGGCACAGCAGCGGCACAGCACCGAUGA
This is a messenger RNA of Zymoseptoria tritici IPO323, 1248 nucleotides long. RefSeq lists its product as uncharacterized. The record is from RefSeq and is a predicted model, not a curated record. Gene Ontology annotation, molecular function: oxidoreductase activity; zinc ion binding. NCBI's taxonomy places the organism in Eukaryota, Fungi, Ascomycota, Dothideomycetes, Mycosphaerellales, Mycosphaerellaceae. The transcript has 3 exons. Bases 1 to 1248 code for a protein of 415 amino acids.